Synchiropus splendidus (mandarinfish) is the source of this 3657-nucleotide messenger RNA. RefSeq lists its product as uncharacterized. The record is from RefSeq and is a predicted model, not a curated record. The coding region runs from base 10 to 3657 and encodes 1215 amino acids. The transcript is spliced from 15 exons. Gene Ontology annotation, molecular function: protein binding; zinc ion binding. NCBI's taxonomy places the organism in Eukaryota, Metazoa, Chordata, Actinopteri, Syngnathiformes, Callionymidae.
UCCACAGGUAUGAGGAAGGCGGACGGAGCACCUGCUGCUGUUAUUCAUCGCAAAGUUCACUUAGUAAAAGGUCUGAACAGUUCUACAACAACGGAAACCAUGCAGAGUAUGAACUCAUCAGGUAGCCGGACCCUUUCUGAGGACCAGUUCAGCUGUUCCAUCUGCCUAGAGAUCUUUGUGGAGCCUGUCUCCACACCUUGUGGCCACAGCUUCUGCAAGGCCUGCCUGCAGGGCUACUGGAACCACAGCAAGAAGUUCCUCUGCCCAAUGUGCAAGAAGAGCUACUCCAAAAAACCUGAGAUGAGCGUCAACCGGGUCCUGGCUGAAAUCUCCUCCCAGUUCCAGGGCCUGAUGUCUGCUGGAAGUGGGGUGGAUCUUGCUGGCUCCCCUGGGUCGGCACUGAGCGUGAGCCAUGAUACCGGGCAAAGGAGCUCUCCUGUAACUGGCACCGGAGAGUUUGCGCAGCCUGGAGAUGUUCCUUGUGAUGCAUGUAUUGGGAGGAAGUUGAAGGCUCACAAGUCGUGUGUGAACUGCCCCGGUUCCUUCUGUGAGACCCACCUCAGACACCACAAAAAGGUCAAAUCUCUGACCUCUCACCGCCUCAUUGAACCCACCUUCAACCUGGAGGAGAAAAUCUGUAAGAAGCACGAGCGUCUGCUGGAGGUCUACUGUCGCAGCGACCACAUGUGCAUCUGCACCGCCUGUGCCGAGAGCGUGCACAAGUCCCACGACAUAGUCACCGUGGAGCACGAGUGGAAGAAGAAGAUAACAAGUUUGGGAAAGAAGAGAUCUGAGCUGAAACACCUGAUUAAGGAGAGAGCUAAAAAACUGGAUGAAGUCAAACAGUCCAUCAAGGUCAUCAAGGCCAGCGCUAAGAAAGAGUUGGAGGAGAGCUGGCAGGUCUACGCCGAGCUGCAGCGCCUGGUGGAGCAGAGUCAGGCUGAACUGGUGGAGCUGAUCGCCACCAGAGAGCGGGAGGCGGAGAAACACGCGCAGGAGAUGGCAAGAGGUUUGGAGAACGAGUUGAGUCAACUCAGACGACGGAGCAGCGAGCUGGAGGCCUUCGCUCACACGCAGGACAGAGUGGUCUUCCUGCAGAACCUCAUUGCUUUACCUCCCCUGCCCGAGCCCACCGACUGGUCAGCGGUCAGCAUCAACACUGACCUCUACCUGAGCACCAUCCGCUCCUCUGUGAGCAAACUAGUGGAAAAGUUUCAGGAGGAGCUGAAAAAACUUUAUUCAAAAGAGCUGCGGAAGGUACAGAACUAUUCAAGUGAGGUGAUCCUGGACCCAAGCACUGCCCAGCGGAACCUGGCUGUCUCGGAAGACGGUCGUCAGGUCCGGUAUGAAGAACGCAAGACCUCCCACUCUGAGGGCCCCAAGCGCUUCAGCCCGGCCCUCUUCGUGCUGGGCAGAGAGGGUCUCAGCUCAGGGCGACACUACUGGGAGGUGGACCUCAGUCGUAAGACCGCCUGGACACUGGGCAUGGCCAGCUCCACAGCUCGCCGCAAGGGUGAGAUCAAGCUGAGUCCAGAAGGAGGAUACUGGUGUCUGUGGCUGAAGAACGGGGAGGUGAAGGCUCUGGCUUCAUCCCGUCAGGCCCUCAUGAUUCCAGUCCAGCCCAGCAAGGUGGGAGUAUUCCUGGAUUAUGAUGGAGGUCGCAUCUCCUUCUACGACAUCAAAUCCCGUCUCCAUCUCUACACGUUCAGUGACACCUUUAAUGACAGUCUGUAUCCCAUCUUCAGUCCCUGUCUGACCCAUGACGGUAAAAACUCUGCCCCCCUCGUGAUAACUUCUAAAAUGACCCUGCCUCUCCGCCGUGCAGGAAUGGCCACCACUGGGAACCUUUCUGAAGAGCAGGUGCACUGCUCCAUUUGUCUGGACGUCUUCACCGACCCUGUGUCCAUCCCCUGUGGACACAACUUCUGCCAGAGCUGUAUUCUGGGAUACUGGAAAACAAGCCCAUUGUAUCAGUGUCCUAUGUGUAAGAAGUCUUUCCAUAAAAAGCCAGACUUGAGCAUCAACACUGUCUUAAGGGAAAUCGCUGAGCAGUUCAAAGAGAUCAGAGUUGCUGGCGUGGAAGAGAGGACCAGCAAGUGGACAAUGGAGAGGCAGAGGAGGGAAGAUGAGGAGAGGCUGGUGGACAAAGGUCAAAUGAAGCAGCUUUUGGAAGAGCUGAAACAAAAGCAGGAAGAGGACAAGCGGAGGAAUCCUCAGAAAACACCACCAUUGUCCCCUCAAACUGAAGCCCCUCAAGCUCUUCAAGCCUCGUCUCUACCUUCCACCUUGAUCCCCUCUUCCGUUUGGGAGGAGGUCCUCUGUGACGUUUGCCUGGGCGAUGGAAGACCAAGGGCGGUGAAAUCCUGCCUGGUGUGUCUGACCUCCUACUGUGAGGAGCACCUGAAGUCUCACUCAGUGAGGUUCACCAAACACAAGCUGAUGGAACCCGUUGCAAACAUGGAGGACAGGAUGUGCCCCAAACACGAGCGGCUUUUGGAGCUGUUUUGUAAAAAAGAACAGACCUGCGUGUGUGUGCUGUGCACGGAGACUGACCACCGGGCACACUACACUGUCCCUGUGGAGCGUGAGUGGAGCGAAAAGAAGGCUUUACUGAAGAAGACCGAACUAGAUGUCCAGCAGAUGAUUCAACAGCGAGUGAAGAAGGUGGAGGAGAUCAAACACUCAAUAGAGGUCAACAAGGCGAGUGCUCAGAGAGAGAUCGAUGAGAGCAUGCAAGUCUUCUCAGAACUGAUCCGAUCCAUCCAGAGGACUCAGGCCGACCUGGUUCUGGACAUCGAGGAGAAGCAGAGGGAGACUGAGCAGAGGGCCCAAAACCUUGUUGCCGAGCUGGAGCAAGAAAUUACUACGCUCAAGGGAAGAAGCACUGACCUGGAAAACAUGGCUCGCACAGACCACAUUCACUUCUUGAAGAUGUUUCCAUCACUGAGCUCCACACCUGCUGUGAAAGACUGGUCUGGGACCAGCGUUCCGUCAGACAUGUGUGUCGGUAUGAUCCGGAGAGCCGUGACCCAGUUGGAGGCCACUUUUGAUGAAAUGGUCAACAGUCUUGCUAAAAGUGAAAUCAGGCGGAUUCAGAAGUACAUAGAGGACGUUACCCUGGAUCCCGACACAGCCAACCCCUGGUUGCAGCUUUCUCAGGACAGACGGCAGGUGAGGCACUUGGGGGCGUGGCAGGACCUCCCCGAGCACGCUGACCGUUUCGACACUGUGGUCAUUGUCCUGGGCCGGGAGGGUUUUACCUCCGGAAGACACUUCUGGGAAGUUCAAGUUGGAGAAAAGGAUGACUGGUACUUGGGGGUCGCAAAGUCGUCCGUCAACAGAAAGGGCCGAAUUUCUGUCAGCACUUCUCAAGGCUACUGGGCUCUGGCCAUGAAAAAAGGACAAGGGUACCGUGUUUCCACGUCCCCACCUCUGCUGCUCAACCUGGACACCAAACUCAAACGUGUGGGAGUGUACGUGGACUACGAGGAGGGCCAGGUGUCCUUUUAUGACACAAGGGCUCAGACUCAUAUUUACACAAUGAACGACACAUUUACAGAAAAGAUUCUGCCCUUUUUCUACCUGUACUGCUGCGACAAAGCGUCUGACACGGUCGUGAUUUCACCUGUCAUGGAGAAAAAUCUUAUCAAAAGUUAG